Coffea eugenioides is the source of this 1605-nucleotide messenger RNA. RefSeq lists its product as uncharacterized. Gene Ontology annotation, biological process: protein dephosphorylation. The record is from RefSeq and is a predicted model, not a curated record. Gene Ontology annotation, molecular function: protein tyrosine phosphatase activity. The transcript has 6 exons. NCBI's taxonomy places the organism in Eukaryota, Viridiplantae, Streptophyta, Magnoliopsida, Gentianales, Rubiaceae. The coding region runs from base 1 to 1605 and encodes 534 amino acids.
AUGCUAGACAUUUUGUUUUCGAAUGCUAAUGGCAGUGGUGAAACUUCACUGCAACAGCAGAGAGAUGACACCACAAUUGAGCAGACGCAGUGUUCAGAACAAGAGAAUGUUUGUGGAAGGCAAACAGAAACUGACUUGGAAACACAACAACAAGGUGCAAGAAAGAAACAAGUUAGGAGAAGGAGAACUAGACCAACAAACCACUCUAGCCAGGGACUAGAGGAUAUAGAUUCACUCCAACAAGAUUACAUCCCUGAUCACCUAAGUAGUGACAAUGGCUCAUCAGAUGAUGAAUUCAAAGGGAGAUACAAGGACUUUGUCCUAGAGAAAUUCCUCAAGGAUCCCAAAUUCGAGAUUGGGAUGAAGUUUGAGUCAAGAGCACAAUUCAAAUCUACUGUGACUGAGUAUGGGAUUAGGAUAGGUAAACCUGUUUGGACCUGUAAAAAUGAACCCACCAGAGUGAGGGCCAAGUGUACGGAGCAAUGUAAAUGGUUUGCAUUUGUUUCAACAGAGAAGGCUCUGAGCACAAAGGAUUUGGUAGUAAAGACUAUGCAUGAUAUCCAUGAAACAUGCAACCAUUCAUGGAAAAAUAAGAAUAUUACUACCAAGUGGCUAUCUGACAGGUAUGUAGAGAGGAUAAGAUCAAACAACAAUUUGCCAACGAGAGAGUUAAGGCAAAUAGUCCACGAAGACUACCAUACAGAAAUAUCUAAGCAUGUUGCAGCUAAGGCGAAGACAUUAGCUAUUGAGAAGAUCAAGGGGUCAGUUGAGUCACAAUACAAGAAAAUAUGGCAAUAUUGUGAAGAGAUUAAAAUGACUCAUCCUAGCAGUACAAUGGAGGUUAUGUUCACUCCAUUUAGAGAACCUGGAUGUAGAUAUCCAGGCCAACUAUUGAUAGCUAUUGCAGUGGACCCCAACAAUGGCUAUUGGCCAGUUGCAUGGGGACUGGAUAGAGCACUUGCAGAGGUUCUACCAAAUUCUGAACACAGAUACUGUGCACAACACAUGUAUAGAAAUUUCAAGAAGAAACAUUCAGGAUUAGGUUUAAAGGAUAGAUUGUGGAAUAUAGCAAACUGCAUAACAGUUGAACAUUUCAACAAAGCCAUGGAUGAGUUUGAAGAAUAUGAUAAAGAAGCACAUGCAUGGCCUAUUAAUGGAGACAUUCAAUGGGCACAGUCAAAUAUGCUGGAGUUGGACCCACCAGCAAGUGUUACUCAACCUGGCAGGCCAAAGAAAGCUAGAAAGAGAGAUGUUACAGAAGGAAAAGAUCAUGGCAAAAGGUUGCGAAGGAGGGUUGUAAUCCAUUGUACAAAGUGUGGAGGGAUUGGACAUAAUGCUGCGACUUGCAAGAAUCCUCCUAAGUCAUCUAGUGAACAACAAUCUUCUCAACAACCAGCACCUACUGAACAACCAUGUAAGCAAGAAUCAGGGACAAUGAAAUCAGCAAAAAACUCAGCAGCAACCAACACAUCAACUUCAGUCCCAGCAAUCCACCUCAAGGCCACCAAUUCAUAUGUACAAGACAAGUACAUCAAAAAGGCCACUGACAGAUGCAGACAAAGGGAAGAGGUGGAGGAAGAGAAAGAGGCAGGGAAAGGGGUGUAA